CCUCACUGUCAGCGUGACUCUAAAGGGGCGGUGCGAGAGUUUUGAUAAAAACAUAGCUAAUUCAGUGUAAAGUACAAUCUUAUAACAAACAAUGAGCACCUCUGAGUCAAAGACUAUUACCGUGAUCGGCAGUGGGCUAAUUGGCCGCUCCUGGGCCAUGGUGUUUGCCAGUGGAGGCUACCGUGUAAAAAUCUAUGACAACCAACCAGGACAGGCUGCAAAGGCCAUGACAGAGAUCAGGAAGCAGCUGGAGGAGCUAGAGGAAGCCUGCAUGCUAAGGGGGGAGCUGACCGCUGCACAGCAGCUUGCCUUGCUCAGCAGUUACGAAGAUUUGGCUCAGGCACUGGAGGGAAGCUUCUUUGUCCAGGAGGCUGUAUUUGAGCAGCUUGAUGUCAAGCAGAGCGUCUUUCAAGAAAUAGAGCGUCAUGUGGGUAAAGACAUCAUUCUGAGCAGCUCCACUUCCUGUUUGGUGCCGAGCAGCGUCUUCUCUAAAGUACAGAUCCCGAGUCGCUGCCUCGUCUCUCAUCCGGUAAACCCACCCUACUAUGUUAAACUGGUAGAGCUGGUACCUCACCCAGAGACAUCGGCAACUGUUAUGGACACCAGCCAUGCUCUAAUGACCAAGGUUGGCCAGGCACCUGUCUGCCUGAAAAAAGAGAUUGAUGGCUUUGCCCUCAACAGAGUCCAGGCUGCUAUAAUUGCAGAGUCAUGGAGACUAGUCCAGGAUGGUGUUAUCUCAGUGAAGGACAUCGACCUGGUGAUGUCAGAGGGACUGGGAAUGCGUUAUGCUUUUAUAGGUCCCAUGGAAACAAUGCACCUCAAUGCACCUGAAGGUUUGGAAGACUAUAUGAAGCGAUAUGGGGAGGGCAUAAGGAGGGUCCUGACUUCCUUUGGACCUGUACCUGACUUCUUUGGUGAAGGGGCCAAAAACAUCAUUAAGGAGAUGUGCAAGCUGAUUCCCAGUGACCAACAGCAUCUGUCGGCCAGGAAGGAGAGGAGAGACCAGCUCCUCAUGCAUCUGGCCAAGCUGAAGAAAGACCACUGAGGUCCUUAGAAACCGGAACAAGGCUGACUGAAUGCCGACUGAAAACAGAAAUCUGUAAAAACCUAAUCUUACUAAUUAUUAUGAGUUAUUAUGAAUGAUCAUUAUAGCUGAUUUUUCUACCAACACAAAAUUUAGAUACAAAAAAUAAAUAAAUAAUCUGAACCUUUGUGAACAUUCAUGCCCUCUGUUUUCCACCAAAACUGUAAAUACACAGUUAGAGUUCACAAUAAGAAUCAGAGAUUAUUGUUCAAAUAUUGCUUUUUGCAAAUCUACAGAAUCUUUUUUGUGGUGAAAAUUAUGUUUGUGACACACAAUGUCAACAAAAUAAAUACAAAAAUGUAAAACAAUGUUUUGAUCAAUAAAAACUGAAAUGAUUUACAUUUGUUCUCAUGUUCACUUUAAUUAAUGGAUUAAAAGGCUGUUUGGAGUCUAGUCUUUACACACUGAAUUAUGAAGUUCCAUAGUAUGUAUUUGUAUGGAGUUCUGUAGUAUUAGAUGGCUCUACGUCUACUUCACCAAAAAAAAUGAAUAAAUGUGCUACGAGAUGGUUACAAGGCAGAAAACAAGGCCUGAGAACAUCACGAGUUUCAAUUGAGUUCAUGCUUUCUGCUGUGUUUCUGCUCAGCUUGUGUGGAAGAUUUCAUUUCAUGGAGAUGUCUAACCAGAGUGACCAUCAUGUCUGUAUCAGCUGAUAAAUCAUAGCAUUACCUCCAACAUUACAGCAAAUAUAAGAGGUAUUGAUAAUAAAGCUUCCUUAAGUGAAUACAUGUAGAGUGUAUGCAAAGACGCCUAACACACUGUCCAUACAGUACACCUCAUGUGAGGGAGGCACCAGAAAUUACAAAUGGAGAAUUAAUUUUAUAUUACUUUGGGAUGACUGGACAAUUACAAAGUUUAAAAACUAGUCUCCAAUUGCCUUUACGUUUGUUUUUUUCAGGUUAGCCAUUUUAAGCUUAAUUAAUGAAUGACUGGGGAAAUAUAUAUCAAUGAUACGUUAAUGUCAGGUUUUUAAUAUAUGAAGCUAGACUGAGCAAGAAUGUCCAUCUAGAAUUUGUAGAGGUACAUAAAAUGGUAAUAGGAAAGAAAAACUCAUGUGGAGAUACAAUUUUGA
Molecule: messenger RNA, 2156 nt
Organism: Melanotaenia boesemani (Boeseman's rainbowfish)
Lineage: Eukaryota; Metazoa; Chordata; Actinopteri; Atheriniformes; Melanotaeniidae
Gene: cryl1
Product: crystallin, lambda 1
Exons: 9
Coding region: 92-1045 (317 amino acids)
Biological process (GO): fatty acid metabolic process
Molecular function (GO): NAD+ binding; L-gulonate 3-dehydrogenase activity
Source: RefSeq, a predicted model, not a curated record